AUGGUGGGCGCGCUGUCCUGCAUGAGGAGGAACACCAGCGACUGCAGCGCGCCCUCACUCAUCAUGUCCACGCAGUCCGUCAGAGUGACACACAGCCCGGCGUCCACAGACACACCCCCGUCAGCCCGGCGUCCACAGACACACAGCCCGGCGUCCACAGACACACCCCCGUCAGCCCGGCGUCCACAGACACACAGCCCGGCGUCCACAGACACACCCCCGUCAGCCCGGCGUCCACAGACACACCCCCGUCAGCCCGGCGUCCACAGACACACCCCCGUCAGCCCGGCAUCCACAGACACACCCCCGUCAGCCCGGCGUCCACAGACACACCCCCGUCAGCCCGGCAUCCACAGACACACCCCCGUCAGCCCGGCGUCCACAGACACACCCCCGUCAGCCCGGCGUCCACAGACACAGACACACCCCCGUCAGCCCGGCGUCCACAGACACAGACACACCCCCGUCAGCCCGGCGUCCACAGACACACAGCCCGGCGUCCACAGACACAGACACAGACACACCCCCGUCAGCCCGGCGUCCACAGACACACAGCCCGGCGUCCACAGACACACAGCCCGGCGUCCACAGACACACCCCCGUCAGCCCGGCGUCCACAGACACACAGCCCGGCGUCCACAGACACACCCCCGUCAGCCCGGCGUCCACAGACACACCCCCGUCAGCCCGGCGUCCACAGACACACAGCCCGGCGUCCACAGACACACCCCCGUCAGCCCGGCGUCCACAGACACACCCCCGUCAGCCCGGCGUCCACAGACACACCCCCGUCAGCCCGGCGUCCACAGACACACCCCCGUCAGCCCGGCGUCCACAGACACACCCCCGUCAGCCCGGCGUCCACAGACACACCCCCGUCAGCCCGGCGUCCACAGACACACCCCCGUCAGCCCGGCGUCCACAGACACACCCCCGUCAGCCCGGCGUCCACAGACACAGACACAGACACACCCCCGUCAGCCCGGCGUCCACAGACACACAGCCCGGCGUCCACAGACACACCCCCGUCAGCCCGGCGUCCACAGACACACCCCCGUCAGCCCGGCGUCCACAGACACACCCCCGUCAGCCCGGCGUCCACAGACACAGACACACCCCCGUCAGCCCGGCGUCCACAGACACAGACACACCCCCGUCAGCCCGGCGUCCACAGACACACAGCCCGGCGUCCACAGACACACAGCCCGGCGUCCACAGACACACCCCCGUCAGCCCGGCGUCCACAGACACACCCCCGUCAGCCCGGCGUCCACAGACACACCCCCGUCAGCCCGGCGUCCACAGACACACAGCCCGGCGUCCACAGACACACCCCCGUCAGCCCGGCGUCCACAGACACACCCCCGUCAGCCCGGCGUCCACAGACACACCCCCGUCAGCCCGGCGUCCACAGACACACCCCCGUCAGCCCGGCGUCCACAGACACACCCCCGUCAGCCCGGCGUCCACAGACACACCCCCGUCAGCCCGGCGUCCACAGACACACAGCCCGGCGUCCACAGACACACCCCCGUGAGCCCGGCGUCCACAGACACACAGCCCCGUGAGCCCGGCGUCCACAGACACACCCCCGUCAGCCCGGCGUCCACAGACACACAGCCCCACACACAGCCCGUGAGCCCGGCGUCCACAGACACACAGCCCGGCGUCCACAGACACACAGCCCGGCGUCCACAGACACACCCCCGUCAGCCCGGCGUCCACAGACACAGACACAGACACACCCCCGUCAGCCCGGCGUCCACAGACACAGACACAGACACACCCCCGUCAGCCCGGCGUCCACAGACACACAGCCCGGCGUCCACAGACACAGACACAGACACACCCCCGUCAGCCCGGCGUCCACAGACACAGACACAGACACACCCCCGUCAGCCCGGCGCCCACAGACACACAGCCCGGCGUCCACAGACACAGACACAGACACACCCCCGUCAGCCCGGCGUCCACAGGCACAGACACACAGCCCGUGAGCCCGGCGUCCACAGACACACAGCCCGGCGUCCACAGACACACAGCCCGGCGUCCACAGACACACAGCCCGGCGUCCACAGACACACAGCCCGGCGUCCACAGACACACAGCCCGGCGUCCACAGACACACAGCCCGGCGUCCACAGACACACAGCCCGGCGUCCACAGACACACAGCCCGGCGUCCACAGACACACAGCCCGGCGUCCACAGACACACAGCCCGGCGUCCACAGACACACAGCCCGGCGUCCACAGACACACAGCCCGGCGUCCACAGACACACAGCCCGGCGUCCACAGACACACAGCCCGGCGUCCACAGACACACAGCCCGGCGUCCACAGACACACAGCCCGGCGUCCACAGACACACAGCCCGGCGUCCACAGACACACAGCCCGGCGUCCACAGACACACAGCCCGGCGUCCACAGACACACAGCCCGGCGUCCACAGACACACAGCCCGGCGUCCACAGACACACAGCCCGGCGUCCACAGACACACAGCCCGGCGUCCACAGACACAGACACAGACAGACCCGUGAGAGAGAGAGCGCUAAAGAGACGAUCUGAGGCAGGGAGCGAGCGCUUACCUCGGCUGGGCUCCUCUGCGCGGGACGUCCCAUCUGCAGCAGGGAAAGGGCACAUGCAUUACAAGCCACAGACGCCACAGACGCCAGAGACCACAGACGCCACAGACGCCAGAGACCACAGACGCCACAGACGCCAGAGACCACAGACGCCACAGACGCCAGAGACCACAGACGCCACAGACGCCAGAGACCACAGACGCCACAGACGCCAGAGACCACAGACGCCACAGACACCAGAGACCACAGACGCCACAGACGCCAGAGACCACAGACGCCACAGACACCAGAGACCACAGACGCCACAGACGCCAGAGACCACAGACGCCACAGACACCAGAGACCACAGACGCCACAGACACCAGAGACCACAGACGCCACAGACGCCAGAGACCACAGACGCCACAGACGCCAGAGACCACAGACGCCACAGACACCAGAGACCACAGACGCCACAGACGCCAGAGACCACAGACGCCACAGACACCAGAGACCACAGACGCCACAGACGCCAGAGACCACAGACGCCACAGACACCAGAGACCACAGACGCCACAGACGCCAGAGACCACAGACGCCACAGACGCCAGAGACCACAGACGCCACAGACGCCAGAGACCACAGACGCCACAGACGCCAGAGACCACAGACGCCACAGACGCCAGAGACCACAGACGCCACAGACGCCAGAGACCACAGACGCCACAGACGCCAGAGACCACAGACGCCACAGACACCAGAGACCACAGACGCCACAGACGCCAGAGACCACAGACGCCACAGACACCAGAGACCACAGACGCCACAGACACCAGAGACCACAGACGCCACAGACGCCAGAGACCACAGACGCCACAGACGCCAGAGACCACAGACGCCACAGACGCCAGAGACCACAGACGCCACAGACACCAGAGACCACAGACGCCACAGACACCAGAGACCACAGACGCCACAGACACCAGAGACCACAGACGCCACAGACGCCAGAGACCACAGACGCCACAGACGCCAGAGACCACAGACGCCACAGACGCCAGAGACCACAGACGCCACAGACGCCAGAGACCCAGACGCCACAGACGCAGAGACCACAGACGCCACAGACGCCAGAGACCACAGACGCCACAGACGCCAGAGACCACAGACGCCACAGACACCAGAGACCACAGACGCCACAGACACCAGAGACCACAGACGCCACAGACGCCAGAGACCACAGACGCCACAGACGCCAGAGACCACAGACGCCACAGACGCCAGAGACCACAGACGCCACAGACGCCAGAGACCACAGACGCCACAGACGCCAGAGACCACAGACGCCACAGACGCCAGAGACCACAGACGCCACAGACGCCAGAGACCACAGACGCCACAGACGCCAGAGACCACAGACGCACAGACGCCAGAGACCACAGACGCCAGAGACCACAGACGCCACAGACGCCAGAGACCACAGACGCCACAGACGCCAGAGACCACAGACGCCACAGACGCCAGAGACCACAGACGCCACAGACGCCAGAGACCACAGACGCCACAGACGCCAGAGACCACAGACGCCACAGACGCCAGAGACCACAGACGCCACAGACGCCAGAGACCACAGACGCCACAGACGCCAGAGACCACAGACGCCACAGACGCCAGAGACCACAGACGCCACAGACGCCAGAGACCACAGACGCCACAGACGCCAGAGACCACAGACGCCACAGACGCCAGAGACCACAGACGCCACAGACGCCAGAGACCACAGACGCCACAGACGCCAGAGACCACAGACGCCACAGACGCCAGAGACCACAGACGCCACAGACGCCAGAGACCACAGACGCCACAGACGCCAGAGACCACAGACGCCACAGACGCCAGAGACCACAGACGCCACAGACCAAGACCACAGACGCCCAGAGACCACAGACGCCACAGACACCAGAGACCACAGACGCCACAGACGCCAGAGACCACAGACGCCACAGACGCCCACAGACGCCACAGACCCAGAGACCACAGACGCCACAGACGCCAGAGACCACAGACGCCACAGACGCCAGAGACCACAGACGCCACAGACCCAGAGACCACAGACGCCACAGACACCAGAGACCACAGACGCCACAGACCAGAGACCACAGACGCCACAGACGCCAGAGACCACAGAGCCACAGACGCCAGAGCCACAGACACCAGAGACCACAGACGCCACAGACGCCAGAGACCACAGACGCCACAGACACCAGAGACCACAGACGCCACAGACGCCAGAGACCACAGACGCCACAGACACCAGAGACCACAGACGCCACAGACGCCAGAGACCACAGACGCCACAGACGCCAGAGACCACAGACGCCACAGACGCCAGAGACCACAGACGCCACAGACGCCAGAGACCACAGACGCCACAGACGCCAGAGACCACAGACGCCACAGACGCCAGAGACCACAGACGCCACAGACGCCAGAGACCACAGACGCCACAGACGCCAGAGACCACAGACGCCACAGACGCCAGAGACCACAGACGCCACAGACGCCAGAGACCACAGACGCCACAGACACCAGAGACCACAGACGCCACAGACGCCAGAGACCACAGACGCCACAGACACCAGAGACCACAGACGCCACAGACACCAGAGACCACAGACGCCACAGACGCCAGAGACCACAGACGCCACAGACGCCAGAGACCACAGACGCCACAGACGCCAGAGACCACAGACGCCACAGACACCAGAGACCACAGACGCCACAGACACCAGAGACCACAGACGCCACAGACGCCAGAGACCACAGACGCCACAGACGCCAGAGACCACAGACGCCACAGACGCCAGAGACCACAGACGCCAAGACGCCAGAGACCACAGACGCCACAGACGCCAGAGACCACAGACGCCACAGACGCCAGAGACCACAGACGCCACAGACGCCAGAGACCACAGACGCCACAGACACCAGAGACCACAGACGCCACAGACGCCAGAGACCACAGACGCCACAGACGCCAGAGACCACAGACGCCACAGACGCCAGAGACCACAGACGCCACAGACGCCAGAGACCACAGACGCCACAGACGCCAGAGACCACAGACGCCACAGACGCCAGAGACCACAGACGCCACAGACGCCAGAGACCACAGACGCCACAGACGCCAGAGACCACAGACGCCACAGACGCCAGAGACCACAGACGCCACAGACACCAGAGACCACAGACGCCACAGACGCCAGAGACCACAGACGCCACAGACACCAGAGACCACAGACGCCACAGACGCCAGAGACCACAGACGCCACAGACACCAGAGACCACAGACGCCACAGACACCAGAGACCACAGACGCCACAGACGCCAGAGACCACAGACGCCACAGACGCCAGAGACCACAGACGCCACAGACACCAGAGACCACAGACGCCACAGACGCCAGAGACCACAGACGCCACAGACACCAGAGACCACAGACGCCACAGACGCCAGAGACCACAGACGCCACAGACACCAGAGACCACAGACGCCACAGACACCAGAGACCACAGACGCCACAGACGCCAGAGACACAGACGCCACAGACCCAGAGACCACACGCCACAGACGCCAGAGACCACAGACGCCACAGACGCCAGAGACCACAGACGCCACAGACGCCAGAGACCACAGACGCCACAGACGCCAGAGACCACAGACGCCACAGACGCCAGAGACCACAGACGCCACAGACGCCAGAGACCACAGACGCCACAGACGCCAGAGACCACAGACGCCACAGACGCCAGAGACCACAGACGCCACAGACACCAGAGACCACAGACGCCACAGACGCCAGAGACCACAGACGCCACAGACGCCAGAGACCACAGACGCCACAGACGCCAGAGACCACAGACGCCACAGACGCCAGAGACCACAGACGCCACAGACGCCAGAGACACAGACCACGCCACAGACGCCAGAGACCACAGACGCCACAGACGCCAGAGACCACGAGCCACCCAGAGACCACAGACGCCACAGACGCCAGAGACCACAGACAGAGCCACAGACGCACAGAGAGACCACAGACGCCACAGACACCAGAGACCACAGACGCCACAGACCCAGAGACCACAGACGCCACAGACGCCAGAGACCACAGACGCCACAGACGCCAGAGACCACAGACGCCACAGACACCAGAGCCAGACCACAGCCCAGACGCCACAGACGCCAGAGACCACAGACGCCACAGACGCCAGAGACCACAGACGCCACAGACGCCAGAGACCACAGACGCCACAGACGCCAGAGACCACAGACGCCACAGACGCCAGAGACCACAGACGCCACAGACGCCAGAGACCACAGACGCCACAGACGCCAGAGACCACAGACGCCACAGACGCCAGAGACCACAGACGCCACAGACACCAGAGACCACAGACGCCACAGACGCCAGAGACCACAGACGCCACAGACGCCAGAGACCACAGACGCCACAGACGCCAGAGACCACAGACGCCACAGACGCCAGAGACCACAGACGCCACAGACGCCAGAGACCACAGACGCCACAGACGCCAGAGACCACAGACGCCACAGACGCCAGAGACCACAGACGCCACAGACGCCAGAGACCACAGACGCCACAGACGCCAGAGACCACAGACGCCACAGACGCCAGAGACCACAGACGCCACAGACGCCAGAGACCACAGACGCCACAGACGCCAGAGACCACAGACGCCACAGACGCCAGAGACCACAGACGCCACAGACGCCAGAGACCACAGACGCCACAGACGCCAGAGCACAGACGCCACAGAGACCACAGCCACAGACGCCAGAGACCACAGACGCCACAGACGCCAGAGACCACAGACGCCACAGACGCCAGAGACCACAGACGCCACAGACGCCAGAGACCACAGACGCCACAGACGCCAGAGACCACAGACGCCACAGACGCCAGAGACCACAGACGCCACAGACGCCAGAGACCACAGACGCCACAGACGCCAGAGACCACAGACGCCACAGACGCCAGAGACCACAGACGCCACAGACGCCAGAGACCACAGACGCCACAGACGCCAGAGACCACAGACGCCACAGACACCAGAGACCACAGACGCCACAGACGCCAGAGACCCAGACGCCACAGACACCAGAGACCACAGACGCCACAGACGCCAGAGACCACAGACGCCACAGACACCAGAGACCACAGACGCCACAGACGCCAGAGACCACAGACGCCACAGACGCCAGAGACCACAGACGCCACAGACGCCAGAGACCACAGACGCCACAGACGCCAGAGACCACAGACGCCACAGACGCCAGAGACCACAGACGCCACAGACGCCAGAGACCACAGACGCCACAGACGCCAGAGACCACAGACGCCACAGACGCCAGAGACCACAGACGCCACAGACGCCAGAGACCACAGACGCCACAGACGCCAGAGACCACAGACGCCACAGACCACAGACGCCACAGACGCCAGAGACCACAGACGCCACAGACACCAGAGACCACAGACGCCACAGACGCCAGAGACCACAGACGCCACAGACGCCAGAGACCACAGACGCCACAGACGCCAGAGACCACAGACGCCACAGACGCCAGAGACCACAGACGCCACAGACGCCAGAGACCACAGACAAGCCAAGAGUGUCCCAGCAAAGAACUAUGGAUGGUUAGCUUCGCAGCAUAACAGGCCUAGGGUGAGAAGGGUCAUUAUCCUGUUGUUAUUUUUUGUAGGGUGGGGAAGGAAGAGCAGCGGAGACGAGCAGAAUGACCCACUGGACACAUGCUGGGGGCUGGAGGGAGCGGCCGAGGUCUGGGCUGAGGACCACGAGGGCGGGGCCGGGUUUCCACCGGGAUCGAUCCAAAAUGUUUUAGUCAUUCUGAUGUACACCACAGUCUGCAUCGCUUUUUAA
Knipowitschia caucasica is the source of this 8529-nucleotide messenger RNA. NCBI's taxonomy places the organism in Eukaryota, Metazoa, Chordata, Actinopteri, Gobiiformes, Gobiidae. The record is from the annotation of a GenBank genome assembly.